Molecule: messenger RNA, 816 nt
Organism: Trichoderma gamsii
Lineage: Eukaryota; Fungi; Ascomycota; Sordariomycetes; Hypocreales; Hypocreaceae
Exons: 1
Coding region: 1-816 (271 amino acids)
Molecular function (GO): metal ion binding; RNA binding
Source: RefSeq, a predicted model, not a curated record
AUGGCCGCCACAACAGCCACCUCGUCCUCGUCCAGAGACCCCGUCGCCACCAUCCUCAACCACGCCGCGCACUCCUACAGCUUCCGCUUCUCGCCGUUCCUCCGCCAGACGUACCAAGUCGGCCUCUCCCCCGACCGCCCGAUAUGCAAAGCCUUCCAGGCGGGCAGCUGCCCCAACGGCACGCGCUGCUCGGAGCGCCACGUCUCGGACGGCCGCUCCAAGGACGGCUCGCAGCAGCAGCAGCAGCAGCACCCGUCGGGCGGGCUCAACUCGCUGGUGUGCAAGCACUGGCUGCGUGGCCUGUGCAAGAAGGGCGAGCAGUGCGAGUUCUUGCACGAGUACAACCUGCGUAAGAUGCCCGAGUGCAACUUCUUCAUGCGCAACGGGUACUGCUCCAACGGCGAGGAGUGUCUGUAUCUGCACGUCGAUCCGCUGUCGAAGCUGCCGCCGUGUCCGCACUAUGAUAUGGGCUUUUGCCCGCUGGGCCCGCUGUGCGCGAAGAAGCAUGUGAGGAGGAAGUUGUGCGUGUACUAUCUCGCGGGGUUCUGUCCUGAUGGGCCGGAGUGCAAGAUGGGCUCGCAUCCGAAGUGGUCCAAGGAUUUGGAGAAGCCUGUGCCUAAGAGCGCGGAGAAGAGUGAGGAUGAGGUGAAGCCGGAUAUGAGGCAGUUGUUUGGGGGGGAUGAUGAUGGGGAUCGGUUUAGGGAUGGGGGGAGGGGGGAGAGGGAGGAUCGUGGGCAUGGGAGACAUGGAAGGGGAGGAGGGGGAAGAUGGAGAGGCGGAGGUGGACGGGGGAGGUAUAGGAGUAGGGGACAUUGA